AUGCAUCUCUUUCGGCCAAAGAAACUACAGGCUCAGGCUGUGUCCUCUCCGGCAACAGUAUACCCAUCAAAUGGUCCCACGAUAUCGCAACACAGCGCCGACUCAAGCCACGACCAUGGCUCAUCUGUCGCCGGUGCUCUGCAGCGUCAAGCCGUGCAGUGCACGCCGGCCAUGGAACCCCCUUACCGGCCACUCGUGUCGAAGGACAAGGAGAUACGAGUACUCGAAAUUCACCCUGGCAAGGAGCAGGACCCUAUCAGGUGCACUAUGGUCUACACAUCCAUGUACACGAAGCGGCAACUGUCGUAUGAGACAGUGUCGUACUGUUGGGGUCAAUGCCGUCAGCGAGUGAUGGUGAUCAACAACCGUCCCGUCAAUACAACGUCCAGCGCAGUCCAAGUGCUUCAUCGGAUUCGAUACCCGGACAAGAGUAGGCUUGUAUGGAUCGACGCGAUUUGUAUCGAUCAGCGCAACCAUACCGAGAAGGGCCAACAAGUCGCCAUGAUGGGCGAGAUCUACCGUAACAGUAAGAGGAACAUAGUCUGGCUCGGAGACUGUCCGGGCGAUCCAACCCUUGUGGCACAUGCCAUGCGAGCAGUUCUUGCAGACGCACGCAAGAAGACUGGCAAUUUCAAAACCUUUUACCGCAUCACACAUCCGAAUUCGUUGAAAGGAGAAGCAUCACGCGAUGGAGACUCACUGGAUUGCAAAAUCGACCUUAGACCUCUCAAAUAUCUCUUUUCUAGCCCCUGGUUUGGGCGUAUAUGGGUUGUUCAAGAAGCAGCUUUGGCACCUACGAGCCUCUGCCACUUUAGCUCCGUUGACUUUCCGCUUCCAGAUGUCCUCAGAGUUGCUAUAUGGUUGAGGUACAACGUGAAAUCAAUCUCCCCUGAUCUCGCAACAAGCUAUGGCCUUUCCAGAGCCUCCGAGCUGUGGUACCUUGCGGAUCAUGAAGUUUCGCCGCCAGAGUUUCACUUCAACGGUUGCAGGAUGCCACUUGCCACUGCUUAUAAGAGGCUGCAAGACUUUGAUGCUUCUGAUCCACGUGACCGCAUUUUCGCUCUGCUUGGGUUCCUUUUACAUCAAGGAAAGCACUUACGCGAAUUGACGCCGGACUAUAGCAGGCCUAUGCCACAACUAYUCAGGGAAGCUACACGGGCCAUGAUUGAAGAGACUGGACGUCUCGACAUCUUACAGUACCUUUACGUGAACUCCACUCAAAAGCCUUCCCAGAGCUGCUCUUGGGUGGUUCCGUUCGACAGAACAUGGCGCGACUGCCAGAGGCCUGAGCCGCUAAGACCAGUUUUCUUUGCAGACAAUAUGUCGAAGAUCCGGCAGUCGACCAUACAUAACUCGAAUCCGGACAUCCUGGUCUUGCAUGGCUUCGAAGCUGACGUCGUGAAGCUUCAGACUAAUUGCAUGACCAGGGCCCCUGAUGGUGGUUUGGCAGUCCAGCCAGCUACAACCGCGCUGUUGGCUGCUGCGAAAAUGAUGCAAGCGUUGCAAAACGAGUAUCCCUCCAGACGGAUGGUUGGCGAGUUGGCCAUGACACUCAUGGGUGGGGCGAAUCAAACCGGGGAAAGAUUGACUGGUCCCGACCUUGAAUGCUUCUCGGCAUUUAUGGAGUAUAUUCGAAAACACAACGUCUUGCCGCCCUCGGGUCUACCUUGGAAACAGUCAGAAGCUUCAAAGCUUACGAGGCCAGUCCGAAUGGCGAUUACAUUCAUGAGUGCUGCCUGGCGGGCCUGUCUAAAUCGUCGAAUCUUCGUCACCGAAGCUGGGCGUCUGGGCAUUGGUCCUGGUGGGCUCAGGAAUGGCGACGGUAUUGCCGUCCUCAACGGUAGUAGAGUGCCAUAUGCGCUUCGAUGGCUAGGUGAGAACAAGUUCUCUAUCCUUGGGGAGUGCUAUGUGCAUGGUAUAAUGGAAGGUGAGAUUGUGAGUGCGCGGAGGGCAGAGGGAAGAGGAGAGCAGACAACUGUCUUUCACAUUGUUUAA
Ramularia collo-cygni is the source of this 1995-nucleotide messenger RNA. RefSeq lists its product as uncharacterized. Lineage: Eukaryota; Fungi; Ascomycota; Dothideomycetes; Mycosphaerellales; Mycosphaerellaceae. The record is from RefSeq and is a predicted model, not a curated record. The transcript is spliced from 2 exons. The coding region runs from base 1 to 1995 and encodes 664 amino acids.